This is a messenger RNA of Astyanax mexicanus (Mexican tetra), 1549 nucleotides long. RefSeq names its product zinc finger protein 239-like. The coding region runs from base 178 to 1335 and encodes 385 amino acids. Gene Ontology annotation, biological process: regulation of transcription by RNA polymerase II. Gene Ontology annotation, cellular component: PcG protein complex; transcription regulator complex. Lineage: Eukaryota; Metazoa; Chordata; Actinopteri; Characiformes; Acestrorhamphidae. The record is from RefSeq and is a predicted model, not a curated record. Gene Ontology annotation, molecular function: RNA polymerase II cis-regulatory region sequence-specific DNA binding; DNA-binding transcription factor activity, RNA polymerase II-specific. The transcript has 6 exons.
GUGUUUUAUUUCUUGGUAAAUAGUGAGUCUUCUCCGGAUUACUGCAGGAGGAGACAGUUUUUAGAAGUCUUCUCCGGAUUACUGCAGGAGGAGACAGUUUUUAGAAGAACUGAAUAUCAUCCUGUUCCAGGUCUCCUGCUCCUAGUGUCGACUUCCCAAACUGUUUCAAAUUUAGCUAUGGAAAAACACUCAACCAGAACAUUUCACACAGAGGUUAAACUAGAAGAAGGAACAAACACGGCAUCCACAAAAAUCUCCAAUGCUCUGCAAACAUCCUCGCCUACCCCUCCCAAACAAAUGCAGAAAAGUACGGGCAAGAAACUCUGCUCAGACUGUGGGAAGAGUUUUAGUCAACAGAGUCAUCUCCAACAACACCAGCGCAUUCACACUGGAGAGAAACCGUAUCACUGCUCAGACUGUGGGAAGAGUUUUAGUUAUCAGAAUCUUCUCCAACGACACCAGCGCAUUCACACUGGAGAGAAACCGUAUCACUGUUCAGACUGUGGGAAGAGUUUUAGCCGUCAGAGUACUCUCCAACAACACCAGCGCAUUCACACUGGAGAGAAACUGUAUCACUGCUCAGACUGUGGGAAGAGUUUUAGCCGUCAGAGUACUCUCCAAAAACACCAGCGCAUUCACACUGGAGAGAAACCGUAUCACUGCUCAGACUGUGGCAAGUGUUUUAGUCAUCAGAGUUAUCUCCAUCAACACCAGCGCAUUCACACUGGAGAGAAACCGUAUCACUGCUCCGACUGUGGAAGGAGUUUUAACUGUCAGAGUAAUUUCCAAAUACACAGGCACAUUCACACUGGAAAGAAACCGUAUCACUGCUCAGACUGUGGGAAGAAUUUUAGUCAUCAGAGUACUCUCCAAAUACACCAGCACAUUCACACUGGAGAGAAACCGUAUCACUGCUCAGACUGUGGGAAGAGUUUUAGUCAUCAGAGUACUCUCCAAAUACACCAGCACAUUCACACUGGAGAGAAACCGUAUCACUGCUCAGACUGUGGGAAGAGUUUUAAUCAACUGAGUCAUCUCCAACAACACCAGCGCAUUCACACUGGAGAGAAACCUUAUUACUGUUCAGACUGUGGGAACAGUUUUAGUCGUCAGAGUAUCCUUCAACGACACCAGCGCAUUCACACUGGAGAGAAACCGUAUCACUGCUCAGACUGUGGGAGGAGUUUUAACUGUCAGAGUAAUCUCCAAAAACACCAGCGCAUUCACACUGGAGAGAAACCGUAUUAUUGCUCUGAAUGUGAGAAGUGCUUCCGGUGUUCAAGUAGUUUGAAGAGACACAAAUGCAUUAAGAUUAGUUAUAGAACUGGUCCUUAAAACAUCAGUUUAACUUUUCAGGAGUAACAGUUAACUCCAAAAAGAGGUAGCAAACUGGAUGUAGAGUAGAAAAUCCAGCAAAGAACUGAACACUGACCUGUUCCUGGUCUCCUGCUCCUAGUGUCGACUUUCCAACCUGUUGGAAAUUUAGCCAUGGAAAUACACUCAACCAGAACAUUUCACAAAGAGGUUAAACUAGAAGAAGAAACAAACA